This is a messenger RNA of Henningerozyma blattae CBS 6284, 429 nucleotides long. It is a transcript of the gene RPS12, whose product is annotated as 40S ribosomal protein eS12. Gene Ontology annotation, cellular component: cytosolic small ribosomal subunit; ribosome. The coding region runs from base 1 to 429 and encodes 142 amino acids. NCBI's taxonomy places the organism in Eukaryota, Fungi, Ascomycota, Saccharomycetes, Saccharomycetales, Saccharomycetaceae. Gene Ontology annotation, molecular function: structural constituent of ribosome. The transcript has a single exon. The record is from RefSeq and is a predicted model, not a curated record. Gene Ontology annotation, biological process: translation.
AUGUCUGACGUUGAAGAAGUCCAAGAAGUCCAAGAAGUUGUUGAACAACCAACCGCUGAAGUUACCAUUGAAGAUGCUUUAAAGGUUGUCUUAAGAACUGCUUUAGUUCAUGACGGUUUGGCUAGAGGUUUGAGAGAAUCUGUUAAGGCUUUAACCAAGGGUCAAGCUCAAUUAGUUGUUUUAGUUUCCUCUGUUACUGAAGACAACAUCUUGAAGUUAGUUGAAGGUUUAGCUAACGGUGCUUCCGAAAAGGUUCCAUUAAUCAAGGUUGCUGAUGCCAAGCAAUUAGGUGAAUGGGCUGGUUUAGGUAAGGUCGACCGUGACGGUAACGUUAGAAAGGUUGUCGGUGCUUCCGUUGUUGUUGUUACCAACUGGGGUGCUGAAACUGAUGAACGUAAGAUGAUCAUGGAACACUUCUCUCAACAAUAA